Molecule: messenger RNA, 942 nt
Organism: Strongylocentrotus purpuratus (purple sea urchin)
Lineage: Eukaryota; Metazoa; Echinodermata; Echinoidea; Camarodonta; Strongylocentrotidae
Product: proline-rich receptor-like protein kinase PERK2
Exons: 5
Coding region: 60-749 (229 amino acids)
Source: RefSeq, a predicted model, not a curated record
AUCAGACGCAAUGGCAAUGCUGUGUUGGUGGUUUGUGUAACACAAUAGACUCAUUUAUCAUGAGAGAAAAUGUAAACUACUCUAAAGUGGACAGUUGUUUUGUUGGCACUGCUACAGACGCAAUUGAGACACCGUGUGGAGACUUGUCUAAUAUGUGUCUGACCAUCACUGAUACCAUGGAAGGUGAUAACGCCACAGCAUACUACUGUGGUAAUGAGACGCUGCAGAGUUACUGUCAUCAGGAUGGUGCAUUGAGGGAAGGAUCGUUCGAGCAAAAGGGUACCAAUAUGACUGUGCGCUGCUGUGGGUCCACAAACUGCAACACACCUGCCCCUCCAUCCACACCAGCUCCUUCGUCAAUGACUCCAAAUUCCUCGGCAGUGACAAAUUCGUCCACAGCAGCUAUGUCUUCCUCAGCAGCUACCCCACCACCGACGGCUACGCCACCACCGACGGCUACGCCCCCACCGACUGCUACCCCUCCACACACGGCUACCCCUCCAUCCACAGGCGCCCCCAAAACGUCUUCCGCUCCUAAAGCAACAGCUAAACACAGUAACAAGAUACUCAUCGGAGGAGUAGUAGGAGCCUUUGUAGUGGGCAUCCUUGGGGGUGUCAUCGUGACGGUCAUCAUCUGCAGACGUCGGAGUAGUUCCGUAGCUAGACCUGGAGAGCUUCUGGCCUUUGAUAACUUCCACUACAAACGCAUGGGUGCCGACGAGGUCAACGAAGAGGUGUUCAUGUCAUAGGUUAGGGGUCAACACUUUAAUACAGAGGCCUUAUGCAAAUGGAUGGGAGAGGGGGGGGGGCUUAAUUGCAGAAUACUAUAUCAUGCAUAUUAAGCUUAAAGCCAAUCUGCACUAGUUUGGCCAGGGGGGAUUAGACCUCCCUGCAAGAUCAUUGACAGGUGGUUAUCUCAUCAAAUCAGCUCUCAAUUAAGAU